Molecule: messenger RNA, 3398 nt
Organism: Trichomycterus rosablanca
Lineage: Eukaryota; Metazoa; Chordata; Actinopteri; Siluriformes; Trichomycteridae
Exons: 2
Coding region: 26-3277 (1083 amino acids)
Biological process (GO): regulation of transcription by RNA polymerase II
Cellular component (GO): nucleoplasm
Molecular function (GO): RNA polymerase II cis-regulatory region sequence-specific DNA binding; DNA-binding transcription repressor activity, RNA polymerase II-specific
Source: RefSeq, a predicted model, not a curated record
CCUAGUUUUUUUGGUUUGUUUGAGUAUGUGGGGGAAAAUGCAGAAGCAUUGUGUCAUUACAGGCUGUACAGAACACAGUGCUUCAUUACACAAACUUCCUAAAGAGUCAGAGAUUAAAGACGAGUGGAUCAGGUUUAUUUACAACACCAUACCAGAGAGAUUCAGCCGAAGUUUAACUGUGUGUUCAGCGCAUUUCACUUCAGACUGCUUUCUCAACAGAGCGCAGUACAAUGAAGGAUUCGCCCAAAAGUUACUGCUGAAGGAUGGCGCCAUUCCAACUUUACACCACCCCACUACUGCUAAUACCGCUACUACUGCACGACAUGCUGACACAGUAACCAGAUUCAUUUCAAAGCAUUACAGUCACGACAAAGACCAUGAGGUGGGCGAUCUGGAUCUGGGACAGCUGCUGCCUGAUGGUUUCAAGAACUGUAUCUGCUGUGUGUGUGGCAAACACUUUGCUUUACUGGACGACCUUAUCGAGCACUUUACCAUCCACAAACAGGCGGUCCAUUGCCACUUUUGCCAGGCGACGUUUAGUCGUGUGAUCUCAUUGGCCUCGCACCUAAACAAUGCCCAUCCUAGACAGCUGCCUUAUUGUCAAAGGUGCUGCAUUACGUUUCAUAAUAUGUGGCAAAUGAAUGAGCACAUGGGUAGACAUUUACAAUCUGAUAUUACUAAGGAGGCUUUGCUAGAUGAGAAAAAGGAGAAUGGGAUUACUGAGAAUGGCGAAGUCCAAAUAAAUUGUUUAAAGGAGGAAGAGGAGUGGGUGACAAUUGAGUUGGGGAAUGUGGGAAUACAUUACGUCAAGGAGAAAGAGGAAGAGCCAAUACAUGAGAACAAAACGGGUGAAGUAAGAUGUGUGAAGGAGGAAGAGGAGGAGCUAAUAAAUGAGAACAAAACUGGUGAAGUAAGAUGUGUGAAGGAGGAAGAAGAGGAGGUCGUCAUUAAAACUGAGGAGGUGGAAAUGAGUUUAAUUCAUUUAAAGGAGGAAGAAGAGGAAGUGGUAAUUAAUAAUGAGGUGUUUGAAAGAACCUGUGUGAAGGAUGAAGAGGUGGAGGUGAUGAUUCAGAAUGAAGAGGUGGAAUUAAAUUUUGUGAAGGAAGAAGAGGGGGGAGUUUCCAUAGUAAAGGCAGAAGAAAUGGAUGCGAACAUGGUUACAAAGGAGGAGGAUAAUAUAGUUUACACAAACCUGCAUGAUGAAACCAUCACUGACAGUGCCAACAGCCAAAUAUGUGUGUUUAAUAAUGACUUUAAAAGUACACCCGACCAACAGGAGGCUUUUGAGUUUGAUCUGAGGGUGCAAGGAGUCUUGCUUGAUCAUAAUUAUUGCAGUCAAAGCCUUGCCUAUCCCAUUGCUGUUUCAAACCAACAUGCAUAUAACACCUACGGCUGCAUGGCGAACAAUGUUAAAAACACAUGCAGUGGAAAUGUAUAUGUGUCAAACAAUGCGAUAUAUCCUAGGGGCCAAAGUGACCAGCAGGAGAUUACAGAGAUUGACCUUAGGGUGCAUGCAAUCUUACAUGAUCAUAAUUACCUCCCAACACAAAGCCCUGUGAAUCCCAUAGUCUCAAGACGAACACAAGCUUACAACACGCGCAGUUCGGUCAAAAACACUACACACAAUGUUAGCCAUCACUCUAAUAAUAAAGCACACAGCCUGAAUAAUGGUUGGAUAUCAGGCGGAAGCUUGCUUGAUCAUAAUUACCUUUCGGAUAACUUUUCUGAGAAUGCGCCCAUCCAGGAGGAAAACGUAGAAGAGGAAGAUGAUGACGGUACUCUCAGCACUGGCCAGAGCUCUUGCUCUUCAUCCCUAGAUGACUCGGACUACACACCUUCAAAGGAUCUAGACUCGCGCUCUUGCUCAACUCUGUGCUCACUCUCAGAAUUCGACAGUGAUGACCGUGACUCUGAGGAAGAUUCAGAAAGACACAGAGUACGAGGAAGCUCUAUGCAGAAACUUGCUCGUCAAGAUACUAAUCAGGAUUCAACCAGUUCAGUGAGGAGAAGCACAGAUCCUGUAACCAAAAGCCUUCAGAUUUGCACGUUCUGUGGGCUUAGUAAAGAUCCUAACUCGGAAAAUCCCAUGAAGCAGUGUACAUGCAUACUUUCGAACAAGUGCUCCUUGUGUGAGGUAACAUUUGCAACUCUAGAGCUACUACUGAAACAUCAAGCAGAUGAGCACCCCAAGGCCAGAUAUUUUUGUGUGGGCUGCCUGCAGUUGUUUCUCAACCAGGAGGCUUUUUGGAAACACACUUGUAGCAAGGCGAAGGUGCUGACCCCGUCCGUGAGUGCGAAUAAUGCAUCAGCUACAGUUGUUAAUCUUAAGUCUUCCGACCCACCUUUUAACAAACAGGUGCCCCAAAAAUGCCCCGCAGUGUUUACCCGCAGUUCUGUUUUACCCAAGGUUCUACCAGUCUCAGGCUCUCAAAAGUUUCCAAUGCAAGUCAUGACCACUAGGUCAUUAAGCUACAAUCAGAAUAAAAAAGUCACAUGUUUACUUGUCAAUGGAGGCCAGGCAUUAGUGACUCCAAUUUCUUCAGCUUCUCAUGCAAAAAUGAGACUGAUACCGGUUUUAACACGUCUGCCGAACAAAGUGGUACCAAAGACUCCCUUACACAGCAUCUCUCCUCAAACACAAUCAACAAGAGUUCCCUUACCUAGUCCUGCUUCCUCCCAAAUCUAUAGUUCAGGGUCUCUUUUUAAAUCUAGUGUUCAGUCCCAGCACACUUGUAAAUCUUAUGCACCGCAAGGACUCUCUUCACAUCAGACCUCCUUAAAAACAGUGCCAAUGUUUGUGAACCGAAGCCAGAAAAUGUCUUUUCAGAAGUGCUUGAGACAGAACUGGCUCUCCAGGGCAAAGUUCCUGUGCCGCCAGUGUGGUGUCAUGUCCUGCCAGCCAUCAGUGAGUGUACAGCACCGCUACCAGCACAGAGGGCUGCGCCUCCACAGAUGCCAGUGCGGCCGAGCCUUUCAGCAUCGGCUGCAUCUUUUGCGACACCAGGUUCAGCAUGCGGAGUCUACAUGCUACGUGUGCGCCACCUGUGGACGGACAUUCCAUGGGACACGGCAGCUGGCCCGCCACAGGCUGGACACCUUUUUCAGAAAAAAAGCAAGGAAGGACUGCACAAAUGUGUUCCCCUGUUACUGUGGGCAGGUAUUCGGGAGACCUUCGGCCUUACUCUGGCACAUGCUAAAAAAUGUAAAGGUUCGUAAAUCACGCUUAAAAGAGUUUCCUUCUAUUUUGAGUAAACCACGUUUUUCACAACAAGAUUGAAGUUUGUCUUUCUGUUGUAAGACUUCCUAACUAGAUCUUUGGAUAUUACCUCUUCUCUGAUGGUAACUGGAUUAUCUUGUUAUUGUGGUGGUUGUGAUUUAUGUUUUUUGCAUUUGUUUGA